Molecule: messenger RNA, 1509 nt
Organism: Condylura cristata (star-nosed mole)
Lineage: Eukaryota; Metazoa; Chordata; Mammalia; Eulipotyphla; Talpidae
Gene: CAMKMT
Product: calmodulin-lysine N-methyltransferase
Exons: 11
Coding region: 49-1038 (329 amino acids)
Cellular component (GO): cytoplasm
Molecular function (GO): calmodulin-lysine N-methyltransferase activity
Source: RefSeq, a predicted model, not a curated record
AGUACUAAGGUCCUAGCUGGGGAGAGCUGUGGCGCGGCAGACUGUGGUAUGGGCGACUUUAAAGGGAUGGAGUCGCCUGUAGCGGAUGCGGGAGCCAGCGAGACCGAGCGAGGUGUGGACGCCGACCCUGCAAGUUGCGGUGUCGCUCGGGAGCCCACUGUCUCGGCGCCCUUGGGAGUCGCUCGGUGGAAGCUCCUGCGACAGGUUCUGAAGCAAAAACACCUGGAUGAUUGUCUGCGAAACAUAUCUGUAAGAAGAUUUGAAUCAUUUAAUCUGUUUUCGGUCACAGAUGCCAAAAAAAGGGAAGCUGAAGAGGAAGUUGGUGCAUGGGUCCAAUAUACAAGUGUCUUCUAUCCUGAAUACAGUAUUUCUUUAAGGCAUAACAGUGGACCUUUGAAUGUUGAAGAUGUUCUUACCAGCUUCGACAACACAGGAAAUGUUUGCAUCUGGCCCUCUGAAGAGGUUUUGGCUUACUACUGCCUCAAGCACAGUAGUAUAUUCAGGGACCUUGCUGUGUGUGAGCUAGGGGGUGGCAUGACAUGCUUGGCUGGGCUCAUGGUUGCUAUUUCUGCAGAUGUCAAAGAAGUUCUGUUAACUGAUGGGAAUGAAAAGGCCAUCAGAAAUGUGAGAGACAUCAUCACAAGGAAUCAGAAGGCCGGUGUGUUUAAGACUCCGAAGAUAUCAAGCAGCGUUUUACGAUGGGAUAAUGAGACAGAUGUCUCUCAACUGGAAGGACAUUUUGACAUUGUUAUGUGUGCUGACUGCCUGUUUCUGGACCAGUACAGAGCCAGCCUUGUUGAUGCAAUAAAGAGAUUACUCCAGCCCAGGGGGGAAGCGAUGGUAUGUGCCCCACGCCGAGGGAAUACUUUAAACCAGUUUUGCAAUCUAGCUGAAAAAGCCGGUUUCUCUAUCCAAAGACAUGAAAAUUAUGAUGAACACAUUUCAAACUUCCACUCCAAGCUGAAAAAGGAAAACCAGGCUCUCUAUGAAGAAAACCUUCAUUACCCACUUCUGCUUAUUUUAACCAAAAAUGAAUAGAAGGUGAAGCUGCUCACAGAUGAAGAAAACAUCAAGUACACAGAGAAUGUUUUCAUAGAAACAAAAACCUGCCAUGGACCCAUCAUGCAGCAAACCUUUGCACCCCGAGAUUGGCAGGCCCCCAGGACUGGACCUGCCACCUUUGCAACAUUCCACCUGUCCUCACCUGGGUACCUUAUCGCCCAGCCGUCCAGGGCUUUUCUUUAUUGACUUCUUGUUGCUCUUCUUGUAUCAAACCUUUGUUUAUCUUUCCAAUUCUAUAAACAGUCUGAAUUUGAAUUGGAUUUGUAAGCAAUCUAAAUAUAUUUCUGUUUAAUUGAGACAGAAUUGCUUUUGGUGAUCCCCACGCCCCUUAAAAAAAGAAAACCUUGGUCUUUGUUCUGUUUUGUCAGCGGUAGUUUUUUAAUCUGUAAACACAGCAAACAUCAUGAUUCUUUCCUGGUUAAAAUAAAAUAAAGCUUAUCUUUCUGA